This is a messenger RNA of Nipponia nippon (crested ibis), 750 nucleotides long. The record is from RefSeq and is a predicted model, not a curated record. Lineage: Eukaryota; Metazoa; Chordata; Aves; Pelecaniformes; Threskiornithidae.
AUGGAGCAGUUUACAUCAGGCCUGCUGGAGUGGAGUGGGGUUCGGUUCACCUGUCGCAAAGCAGGAAAAGGAUUCUGGCUCAGGAGUAUUAUUGUGUACAGGUUGCCCUGGACCUGGAAGUGCAGCAAGUUCCUAAUUAAGUUGAUACAUGCUGGAUUAAAUACCAUAGCUAUGAUUUUUGCAAUUGUUGCUCUGGUAGCCGUGUUUGAUUACCACAAUGCCAUGAACAUUCCUAACAUGUACAGUCUGCACAGCUGGAUUGGUCUGGCUGCUGUCAUAUUUUAUUCUCUCCAGGUUUUCUUGGGUUUCGCUAUUUUUCUGCUCCCUUUUGCUCCAGUUACUGUCCGAGCAGCUUUCCGGCCAAUACAUAUUUAUUCGGGUCUUACCAUCUUUGCAACAGUGAUUGCAACAUCUCUCAUGGGAAUCACACAAAAGCUUAUCUUUUCAUUGAAAAAUCCUGCAUAUAGUGCAUCCCCAGCAGAAGCAACUUUUGUCAACUGUCUUGGUGUUUUGCUUCUCACAUUUGGUAUACUUAUUUUGUGGAUGGUAAGCAAGCCCCAAUGGAAGCGCCCCCCCGAAGUGAAUGCUAAAGUUCUGCAGCCCUUUGGAGCGACUCCUGAAGGCAGAAAAGGAGAAUCCACACUGACAGAUGGUAGUAAUGGAGUUAAAUCUGAUCUGAAGGUCAAUAGUGAAGCAGCCAGAAAACAAAACCUCAAACUUGAUGAAGCAGGCCAACGAUCGACUAUGUAA